Messenger RNA from Ornithorhynchus anatinus (platypus), 1312 nucleotides. RefSeq names its product glutathione S-transferase A4-like. Bases 377 to 1123 code for a protein of 248 amino acids. Gene Ontology annotation, biological process: glutathione metabolic process; xenobiotic metabolic process. The record is from RefSeq and is a predicted model, not a curated record. Gene Ontology annotation, molecular function: glutathione transferase activity. Lineage: Eukaryota; Metazoa; Chordata; Mammalia; Monotremata; Ornithorhynchidae. The transcript is spliced from 6 exons.
UCUAAGAGGGAAAACAUUUUACCCUUCAUCGAUCCUUCAGAGUGUACCUGUUGGUUUGAACUAUGAGACUGUCCUGACUUUAUGAUCACUGGGUUUGUUUUCUUCUUAUUUGACUUUCACCAGGAUAACAAACCUAAUCAAACAUGGGCUGUUUCCUACGGCCCUCACCCUCAUUGGAGAGUGGCCGGCAACCUCUUCUAGACUUUUUCCAGACCGGCGCAUCACAAUUGAUCAAUGAUAUUUAUCGAGCACUUACCGUGUGCUCAGCAUCGUACUAAGCAUUUGGGAGAAUACAGUACGAUAGAGUUGGUAGACAAAAUCCUUUCCCUCAGAGAGUUUGCAAGCUAGUGGGAUCAAUCAUAGAGUGUAGCUAAAAAUGUCCUUUCUAGGUUGGCAACUUUCCCAAUGCUUACCCUCCUUCUUUUGUUUCUCAGGACUCCAAGAUCUCAAAAUCAUGGCUGGGAAACCCAAGCUCAUCUACUUCAAAGGCAGAGGCCGAAUGGAGUCAAUUCGGUGGCUUUUGGCCGCAGCUGGGGUGGAGUUUGAAGAGGAGUUUCUGGAAACAAGGGAACAAUAUGAGAAGUUACUGAAAGAUGGAGUUCUACUUUUCGAUCAAGUACCUUUGGUGGAGAUGGAUGGAAUGAAGCUCACCCAGACCAGAGCCAUUCUGAGCUACUUGGCUACCAAAUACAAUUUAUAUGGGAAGGACCCAAAGGAGGCGGCAUUGAUUAAUAUGUAUACUGAUGGCACAAUGGAUCUGAUGACUAUGCUCAUAUUUCAUGCUUUCAAGCCUCCCAGUGAAAAGGAGAAAGACCUAGGCUCUAUCCUGGAUAAAGCUCAAACCCGAUACUUUCCCGCCUUUGAAAAGAUCUUGAAAGGCCACGGACAGGAUUUUCUUGUCGGCAACAAGUUCAGCUGGGCGGACAUUCAGCUGAUUGAAGCUAUUUUGAUGUUAGAAGAGAAGAACCCUGCCGUUCUCUCCACCUUCCCUCUGCUACAGGCUUUUAAAACGAGAGUCAGCAACAUUCCCACAAUUAAGAAAUUCCUGCAGCCUGGCAGCCAGAGAAAGCCCCCACCGGAUGACCACUACGUCGCAACAGUGAAGAAGGUUUUACAGUUCUAAUGGCUGAAGGUGUGAUGCCCUGGCCAUUCUUGCCCCAUCUGUGAGGUGGUCUCAAGGUUGGAAGGUCAUGAGAAGAUGUGGGAAGCUCAUAGGUAAACAUCUGAAACAAGAUGGUGGAAGACCACUUAACUUGUGGGCGAACCUAGAAACAGAGGCCCAAUUACAUGAAUUAAAUGAAACAGCGUAAAA